Molecule: messenger RNA, 924 nt
Organism: Choloepus didactylus (southern two-toed sloth)
Lineage: Eukaryota; Metazoa; Chordata; Mammalia; Pilosa; Megalonychidae
Product: olfactory receptor 6F1-like
Exons: 1
Biological process (GO): G protein-coupled receptor signaling pathway
Cellular component (GO): membrane
Molecular function (GO): G protein-coupled receptor activity; olfactory receptor activity
Source: RefSeq, a predicted model, not a curated record
AUGGGUACAGACAACACAACACUACUGCAAGAAGUUCUCCUGUUGGGAUUUUCAUGGUCACAGGCACUUCAGCUCUCUCUCUUCAUGUUUUUUUUGGUGAUGUACAUCCUCACUGUCAGUGGUAACCUUGCUAUCCUGAUUUUGGUGAGUAAAUACCACCAAGUACACACUCCCAUGUACUUCUUUUUGAGCAAACUUUCUUUCCUGGAGAUUUGGUAUACCACAGCUGCUGUCCCCAAGGCCCUGGCCAUUCUACUGGGGAGAAGCAAGACCAUCUCAUUUACUGGCUGCCUGUUGCAGAUGUGCCUUGUUUUCUCAUUAGGCUGCACAGAAUACUUCCUCCUGACAGCCAUGGCCUAUGACUCAUAUCUGGCUAUCUGCUGUCCUCUACACUAUGUGGCUCUCAUGAGCAGCCUGCUCUCUGCCCAGCUGGCCCUGGGUUCCUGGGUUUGUGGCUUUGUGGUCAUUUCAGUGCCAAAAGCUCUCAUCAGUGGCUUCUCUUUCUGUGGUCCCCAUGCCAUCAAUCACUUUUUCUGUGACAUUGCCCCCUUUAUUGCCCUGGACUGUACCAGCACAGAGGUGAUAGAACUUGUGGUCUUUGUGAUUGCUUUUCUGGUUAUCCUGAGAUCGUGCCUCAUCACCCUGAUCUCCUACUUCUACAUCAUCAGAACAAUCCUUAAGAUCUCAUCCAGUGGCAGGAGCAAAGCCUUCUCCACAUGCUCCUCUCAUCUGACUGUGGUGCUCAUCUGAAAUGGAUCCAUAAUGUUCCUUCAUGUUCAUACAUCAAUCAAAGUCUCCUUGGAUCUGAGCAAAGUGGUACACAUCCUCAACACUGUUGUGACUCCAGUUCUGAACCCGUUUAUCUACAGCCUCCAUAACAAGGAUGUAAGAGAAACUCUGCAAAAGAAGUGGAAGAGAAAAUAA